This is a messenger RNA of Aedes aegypti (yellow fever mosquito), 5142 nucleotides long. It is a transcript of the gene brat, whose product is annotated as brain tumor protein. NCBI's taxonomy places the organism in Eukaryota, Metazoa, Arthropoda, Insecta, Diptera, Culicidae. The record is from RefSeq and is a predicted model, not a curated record. Bases 651 to 3365 code for a protein of 904 amino acids. Gene Ontology annotation, biological process: negative regulation of translation. Gene Ontology annotation, molecular function: translation repressor activity; protein binding; zinc ion binding. The transcript has 4 exons.
UUUUUUGUGUUAAGCGAUAAUUCCCGUAUUCUAAGGCACUUCAGUGCGGAGAAUUACCAUCGAAAACGUGCUUUCGAAACGUGGUCUUUGUCGUGUAUUGGCGUGAUUCGCGAACCAUAUGUUUCCGUAACAAAGACUCUUGCUAACGCGUAAAUUAAUCCGUCCUGGUCAGGGAUCAGUUGCCUCGUGGCUCGGAGACAGCCUUGAAUCCCUGCACUGCCGGGAGGCUCCAUUACGAAUCCCGGGAUCGCUCCAGACAGGAACCAAAAGGAGCAGAACACAAAGAAACAAUACACAAACAGUUGCCUAAUAGCUGCGCCGCGUCAGUGUAUCAGUAUUAGUGAAUUCAAUAACGAAUAAAAGAAAGUGAGCGAAUAGAAGAGCGAUAAAUUCCUAGUUGUUGAAAAUUUCCCGUAGAGAUGCUAGAAAGUGAAAAUACAGAAAGUGUAAAGAAGGGAAAAAUUGUUGCAUGUUUAAGCCAAAAAUAAAAAAAAGUGAAUAAGCGUAGAAGCAAUGCAAAACGAGCAGAGUGAAGUUUGAGAUUUUGCGCCAAUUUGACCCCCAGCAAAGAAAAUAUUAAUCAAGUGUGACGAAGUGAUAUAUAAGACAUCAAAAAUCAUCAAAAUAAGCAUUGAUGUGCGUGCAGUAAAAUGGCCUCAUCUCCCACGCCAUCGCUAGAAUCAUUACCCGGUGCAUCAAACUCGAUUGGAUCAUACGGUGAACCAGCGGAUUACCUAUCGGACUCUCCCUUAACUACCCUUAGUGGUUCCGCAACCGGAUCUUCACCCCCAGCCAGUGACUCUGCCAUCUGCGACGACUACGUGACAGCCUCGAGCCUUGAAUCGGCCCAGUCGAACAGCUCGGAAUCGCUGUUCCCUCGGUGCACCGGCUGCAAGAGCAAACAGUCGGAUGCUGUUGCAAAGUGUAUCGAUUGUGUGAACUUCCUCUGUGCCAACUGCGUUACGGCUCAUCAAUUUAUGCACUGCUUUGACGGACAUUCUGUGUUUCGCAUCGGAAGCUCAGCCUCCAGUACGGGGUCAACGACCUGCACGACAACGACCAUUGCUAACGGAGGGCUAGGUUCGCUAGAAGGAAGCCUGCUGGCCAACAACAUUCUCAAUAGCAGUAAAAUGAUGAACGGCUUUGAGCCGGCACCACAUCGCUUGACCUCGCUGAAUUUAACCAUAAAGGACGAAGCCAGUAGUUUGGUGAAAUCAAUCAUGAAUAAUGUGAUAACGCCACCCACAUCCAAUGGAACGGGUGUAGGAGGUGCAAAUGGAAACCAUCCGAUAAACUCUGUCAAUCAGCUCAAUAGCCAGUUGUCAGCCCUGAACGUUAACGGCGUAGAAAUGAACGGUCAAAACAAGCCAAAUUAUUUCUGCAAAAGACACACCAACGAACUGUUGAAGUUCUUCUGCCGUACUUGCAGCGUGCCCGUUUGCAAGGAUUGCAUGCUGAUGGAACACCCGAACGGAGUGCACGAAUGUGAACACAACCCAGACUCGACUCCGAAACAAAUCGAAAGUCUUCUACACACGGUUAGCGAAGUCCGAGCCAAGGCAACCGAACUGCGGACGCUAAUCAAGAACGUAGAGCACAACUCCCAACGAAUUCAGGUGCAAUACCACAAGGCUCAGAACGAAAUUACCGACACGCACCAGUUCUACCGCUCGAUGCUUGACGAGCGCAAAGCUGAACUGCUCAAAGAACUCGAAAGUUUCUACAACACGAAGAACAUGUCCCAAUCGGUGCUGUUGACCAAGAGUCAGGAUCAGGUUGACAAGGUGCUGCAAAGUUGCGAAUUUGUCGAACGCCUUAGUAAAUGUGCCGGCCUAGCGGAGACAAUCAUGCUGCGAAAGUUUAUGGAAAACAAACUCCUGCUCUUCCCGGCCAUCACGCAAGACUUGCAAUCGUCCUAUGAACUCGAUUUCGUCUCCAACUACCAAGCGAUUCAGGUUGGCGUUCGGAACACAUUCGGCUACAUCCGAUCGACCUCGGAUGUCACCUCAUCGACCAAGCAACCCCCAAUUGCACGACCAACAUCGACCAACAACUCAAACGGAUCCAACGGAAUCAUCGGUUCCAACGGUUUAAUCAUGACCAAUGGCAACAGCCCGUCCAGCAGCACCGGUAGUCUGAACCUCAUCCAGCAGAACCCAAUGAUGGUGAAUGGGGGCAGCAGUCACAUGAUGGACAGCAGACCUUUCUCGAACUCCAGCAACAACACCGCAAACAGUCACCACCUGUCCACUUCACCCUCACAAUCCAACGGCGGCAUCUCAUCAUUCGACUCGAACAUCAUCUCCAAACGCUUCAACAGCGCCAACAGUCUGGGACCAUUCGUCGGUGAAGUUCAGCCCCUGCAACCGCUCAAUCCCUACGAAAAAUGGAGCAACGGUGGCAACGACAUCUUUAACAAUGUCAAUGACCAGUACACCAUUCCACUGAACCACAUCCCGCAGGAAUCGAUGAUCGAUCUCAGCUCCAAGUUGAUGAACACCAACAUUUUCCCACCAAAGUCGCAAAUCAAGCGACAGAAGAUGAUCUACCACUGCAAGUUUGGUGAGUUUGGCGUGAUGGAGGGACAGUUUACCGAACCCAGCGGUGUAGCGGUGAAUGCUCAGAACGACAUCAUUGUUGCCGAUACGAACAACCAUAGAAUCCAGAUCUUCGACAAGGAAGGUCGCUUCAAGUUCCAAUUUGGCGAGUGUGGCAAACGCGACGGACAACUCCUCUACCCGAACCGAGUAGCAGUGGUGAGAACCUCCGGUGACAUAAUUGUGACCGAACGAUCGCCCACACACCAAAUCCAGAUCUACAAUCAGUACGGUCAGUUUGUGAGAAAGUUUGGAGCGAAUAUUCUGCAGCAUCCACGGGGAGUUACGGUCGAUAGCAAGGGUCGUAUUGUGGUGGUUGAGUGCAAAGUGAUGCGUGUGAUUAUCUUCGACCAGUCGGGCAACGUACUGCAAAAGUUCGGCUGCAGUAAGCAUCUUGAAUUCCCGAACGGUGUCGUGGUAAACGACAAGCAGGAGAUCUUCAUCAGCGACAACCGUGCGCACUGUGUCAAGGUGUUCAACUACGAGGGCCAGUUCCUGCGCCAGAUCGGCGGCGAAGGCAUCACCAACUAUCCGAUUGGCGUCGGUAUCAACGCCAGCGGUGAAAUCCUGAUCGCGGACAAUCACAACAACUUCAAUCUGACCAUCUUCACCCAAGACGGCCAACUGGUGUCCGCAUUGGAAAGCAAGGUCAAACACGCCCAGUGCUUCGACGUCGCCCUGAUGGACGACGGCAGUGUAGUUCUCGCCAGCAAGGACUACCGAUUGUACAUCUACCGGUACGUGCAGGUGCCACCCAUUGGAUUGUAAAAUCCGCGAGGCGAACGCCCCCUUCGCCACCAGAAGAACCAUGACCGUGAGACUGUGUGGAAGAACUGUGCCCCGAACCGAUCGCGAAAAUUAUCAAACAAUUACUAGUGCUCCCCAUGACGACACCACAGCCGGAAACUAAUACGAACAGCAUUCACAAUCAACUCUAGUCCUCGCCGCCGCCGCCGCCCUUCCACUGUUCGCCAUCGCCAUUGGACGAUGGAAGUGUGAGUGUGUAUGUGUAAGAAUGUGUGCUCGCCCGACAGGAAGGAUGAGACGGAAAAAUUACCCCCAACGUACAGAUUUGUGAACUGCAAGGAGGGAAGAAGCCGCCGCCACAGCUCUCGGGACGACCAUCAACCGCCGAGUCCGAAAUGACCGAGAACGAAGCCGAUGAACCCGAGCGCGAAAAAGCAAAACCGGAAGAUCGACGAGAACUGCGUCGCUUCUGCGAUAGGGUGGGUUGUGUGCAUGUGUAAGUUAGUGUGGUGGAAGAUGGCGCGGCAGUGCUCUCUUCUGCGUUGAUCCAAGAAUGCUGUGUGACACGGUUUUCUUCGCCUCUUUGAGGAGUAGCACAAAUGAAUAAUGAGACCGACAAGCGACGCCGAGUGGGACGUCGUCGAUGAUGAAAACAUGUGUGCUGUUAUCAAUCUGGAAGCCAGCUGUUUUGCGACGGAGAAAAAGGCGGGAACACAAAAGCGACAAAGAAAUUGAGAACAGGGCAUGCACACACAUACGCACGUGCAGCAUGUGGUCGCGUGUACGUGCAGAACCGAGAGUAACCAACGGCAACGGGAAGAACAGUCAAUAGCCGCUUAGAUUUCGAUUGGCGCGCCCUCUCCGCCACUGCACCCACGCGAUUGGUUGCACGAAAGUGAAAAAGAGAGAGAGCGAGAGUGAGAGAGGUACAAGACAAAGUUUAGGGAAGAGAACGAGAGGACCGCACAGUCAAACUCCUCGAAUCCACGCAGUAGUGUUAAUGUUUUUCCUAUUUGUGUUCAAUUGUAAAAUUCUGCGACUCACGUGCGCAACAACAAGGGGGAAAAUGGAAAUUUUCUUACCGAAACAGGGGGAAAUAGUUUUUUACACGUAAAAUUCUUACAGUGCAGUAUUACUGAUUUUUGUUUUUGUUUUUUGCUCGUUUACAUGUAAGGCCAAGGAGGAAUCCUGUUUUUAUACACUUGUAUCUAGUUUUUUGCGUCAUAGUUGCGUGCUCUAGCUUUUUUAUCUACUGAAUAUGAUGAAACGAAACAAACACUUUAUGUCUGUAGAAAGUAUCUCGUUAACGUUUAAGGCAAGCAAGUCGUCAUAUUUCUGUGUGUGUUUUUGCUACAUAUUACUCAUUUUACCCCUUUUUUGAUAGUUAGUGGUUAGUCGUAUCACUUUUAGUUAUCUCAUUUUUUAUUAUUGUAUUUUUAUAUAUAAAAGUAAACCUAUUAUUAUUUUGAUAUAUUAUUAUUGUGCAUUUAGAAAAGCGAACACCUUUUUAAAUUAAUAUUAUACACCUUUGUUGGUUAUGUUGAUUUUUGUUUUGUUAAAUUAUUACACUUAAGUUUUUGAGUUUAACGAGUUUUGAGACAAACUUAUACACUUGUGUAGUAGAGUGCUUCAGGAAUGCGAAAACCGAACAUCAGAACAACGCAUGAACAUUGUAUAUUUUUUAAAGCAACGAAAUUUGAGCAAUCCGUAAAUUGUAAGAUCAGCAGCCAAGAUAGACACAAGCAUUUAAGAGAAGAUCGAUAAACAAACACAAAAUCUGUGUAAACCCAAAACGCAA